This is a messenger RNA of Didymella exigua CBS 183.55, 1032 nucleotides long. RefSeq names its product alcohol dehydrogenase. NCBI's taxonomy places the organism in Eukaryota, Fungi, Ascomycota, Dothideomycetes, Pleosporales, Didymellaceae. Bases 1 to 1032 code for a protein of 343 amino acids. Gene Ontology annotation, molecular function: zinc ion binding; oxidoreductase activity. The transcript has 3 exons. The record is from RefSeq and is a predicted model, not a curated record.
AUGAAAGCUGUACGAGUCAUGGCAUACCAUGCGCCAAUGGAGAUGCACGACGUUCCUACUCCCACGAUCCAGUCACCACUCGACGUCAUCGUAAAAGUCGGCGCUGCCGGCGUGUGUCGAACAGACAUCCACAUCUGCGACGGCGAGUGGAAAGAGAAGUCCAACGUGGAGUUGCCGUAUACGAUUGGUCACGAGAAUGCCGGAUGGGUGCAUGAACUUGGUUCUUCGGUCAACAAUGUUAAGGUGGGAGACAAGGUUAUUUUGCAUCCGCUUGUGACCUGCGGGUUGUGUACGGCGUGUCGAUUUGGCGAUGAUGUUCACUGCGAGGACAGCAAAUUCCCGGGAAUCAACGUUGAUGGCGGAUAUGCGGAAUACAUCCGUACGACUGCACGAAGUGUGAUAAAACUGGAUGACCGGCUCGAGCCUUCGGAUGUUGCAGCUCUCGCAGACGCGGGCUUAACAGCCUACCACGUCGUCACAAAGGCAGCUAGAAUACUACGGCCAGGUGACUACUGCGUGAUGAUUGGCGCAGGUGGUCUUGGCCACAUAGGCAUCCAGUGUAUGAAGGCCAUGAGUGCGGCAACACUCAUUGUGGUAGAUAGCAACCAGUCAGCGCUCGACCUCGCCUCAUCCAUUGGAGCAGAUUACACAGUACAAGUCGAUAGAAACGGGUCAUUCGUAGAGCAGGUCAUGAACCUUACGAAGGGAAAAGGAGCCGCAUCUGUUAUUGACUUUGUUGCCGAGGGCGGCUCCACCAAAACCGGUGUGAAGAUGCUGCGAAGAGCUGGCAAUUACUAUGUAGUAGGAUAUGGCGAGAACCUCGACAUCCCUACUAUCGACAUCAUCUCGACAGAAAUCAACUUCGUUGGCAAUCUGGUCGGCAGCUACAACGACCUCGCUGAAUUGAUGGUACUAGCUGCACAAGGAAAGGUCAAGCUGCACACGUCGAAGUAUAAGCUUGCGGACUACGAGCGCGCUGUACAGGAUCUGAGAGACGGAAAAGUGCGAGGUAGAGCGAUCCUCGUACCGUAA